UCCGAGCGGGGUCACAAACCCGGCCGGCGGGGGAACUGAGAUUCGGCGUGUGAGGGUUUCGCGGCGGGUCUGGUCACCCUCCCCGAACCGAACCGAACCGAACUGAACCGGCGCCAUGUCCCGGAAUCUGCGGACGGUGCUCAUUUUCGGCGGUUUCAUCGGUGUGGUCGGUGCCGCCUUCUACCCCAUCUACUUCCGGCCCCUAAUGCUGCCGGAGGAGUACAAGAAGGAACAAGCUAUCAACCGAGCUGGAAUUAUUCAAGAAGAUGUGCAACCACCAGGGUUGAAAGUGUGGUCCGAUCCAUUUGGCAGGAAGUGAGGAGGAUGUCAGCACAUUGUGCAAGAAGGCAUUUUGCUUCUUCCAUUUGUGCUUUUCAUUCUGCGUCAAAGAUGCCACUGACCUCACUCAAGGGAAGCGGCACAAGAAGAAAACGAGAAUGCCCUGGAUAAAUAUCCUGUGCCCUAGGAUUAAUCUGUUCCUGCUUCCCUUCCUUAUAACCCAUCAAGCCGGUAGGAGCAGUUUCUUGAUUCAGUGACUUCCCCCAAAUGAUUCGCUCCGACAUGCUGGCUUUGCAGGAGACCUACUCACUAUCCCAUCUUUUCUGCCCACCCAGCCCAGGCUGCAACGUGGAGACGCACAACUAGCAGUCUUGGGGAGAUCCAAGUCUAUCGUUCGCCUGUCUUUGAAAUAGGAAAUUUUCUUCAGGAAUCCCCAAGCUGAGUCUCCUCACAGGGCUCUUUGAAAUGUGAACAUGAAUAAUACUCUGAGGAUAAGUACAUUGCACCUUUUAAGAAUAAACAGUUCGGCUAAACUGUCUCAUUGAAGUGCUUUACUGCAAGUCGGAAAGUAGAUAAGAUGUGGGUUGAAGUUGAUGGUGGUGUAUGCAGAGUCAAAAUCAAAAUGAACUUCUCACCGGAAUUGUGUGCAUUAAAAUUAUACUUUCACUCUG
Molecule: messenger RNA, 950 nt
Organism: Suncus etruscus (white-toothed pygmy shrew)
Lineage: Eukaryota; Metazoa; Chordata; Mammalia; Eulipotyphla; Soricidae
Gene: SMIM20
Product: small integral membrane protein 20
Exons: 3
Coding region: 116-319 (67 amino acids)
Biological process (GO): mitochondrial respiratory chain complex IV assembly
Cellular component (GO): mitochondrial inner membrane
Source: RefSeq, a predicted model, not a curated record